AUGGCCUAUGGUUUACCGGAGCACUCGGAGACUUAUGCUUUGCGAAGUACCAACAACUACGAACCCUACCGCCUCUACAAUUUGGAUGUUUUUGAGUACGAGAUCAACAACCCGAUGGCACUUUAUGGAUCAGUGCCCUAUUUGGCCGCCACGAAUCCGAGAAGAACAUUAGGAGUUUUGUGGCUAAAUCCAUCAGAGACUUGGGUCGAUUACGAUAUCUCGAGAGCCGAUUUGGGAGUUGUUGGGAAAUUGGUUGAAACUGAAGAUGAGAGAGCAGAUCGGAUUCCACAAAUCAAUACUCGUUUCAUCUCGGAAACUGGUCUUAUCGACGUGUUCUUCUUCUUAGGACCUAAGCCUCACGAUCUCUUCAGGCAGUACUCAAAAUUGACCGGAGUCACUCCAGUUCCACCGCAAUUUUCUCUCGGAUAUCACCAAUGCCGAUGGAAUUAUAAAGAUGAGAAAGAUGUUAGAGAGGUUAUUGCCAAAUUCGACGAGAACGAGAUUCCGAUGGAUGUAAUCUGGUUAGACAUCGAACACACCGACGAAAAGCGGUAUUUCACGUGGGACAAGGAGAAAUUCCCCGAGCCAAAGCAAAUGGUAGAAGAUGUGGCGAAAAAGGGCAGAAAAAUGGUGCUCAUCGUCGAUCCGCACAUCAAAAGGACAAAAAACUAUACGAUUUACAAGGAAGCAAGAAAAAAAAGGCUUUCUGGUGAAAGAGCUUGGUGGGAAGAAAACUCUCGUUGGCAAUUGCUGGCCCCAGGACUCGUUUGGCUUGAUAAGUAUGAGGGGACGACGGAAGACGUUCAUAUUUGGAAUGACAUGAAUGAACCAUCGGUUUUCAACGGCCCUGAGAUCACAAUGCCCAAAGAUCUUGUCCAUUACGAUGAUCGAGAGCAUCGCGAGGUGCACAACAUGUACGGAUUCUAUCAGCACGAAGCCACUCACAACGGCAUCAGUUCCGAUACUUCUCACGCUGCAACGGCUGGGAUCCCAUUUAUUGAAGCGCGAGUUGCCUAUGAGUGGGCUCAAGCCGGUUGGCUCUUUCAACCGUUCUUC
Messenger RNA from Mesorhabditis belari, 1056 nucleotides. NCBI's taxonomy places the organism in Eukaryota, Metazoa, Nematoda, Chromadorea, Rhabditida, Rhabditidae. The record is from the annotation of a GenBank genome assembly.